GUGGCUUGUGCAGGAAUUAUUUAUUCAAUUGAUGAGCCAGACUUGAUUGCAAAUUGGUGAUUAUUUCGCACUGAGCUGCCGCAGCUGGCUUUCUGAAGUUUGCUUUCCGCGCGACCGAAUCGCAACGUUGGCAUAUUUUAUGAUUGCCAGAGUACACACAGCCUUAUCCCAACCGUCCGCGGACUGAUCGGAGAAGAUGUUGCGGAUUUUUGUUUGCCUUUUGGGACUGCUCCUCGGAGCGUCCCGGAGUGGAGCUCUGAAUCCAUCGUUUGACAAGGAAACCUUGGCUCUUCAGGUCGCAAUGACAGAUUGGAAAUCAAAAGAUUCGAUCCACGAGCUUAUUUCGGUUAUGCAAGACCAAAUCCCGAUGACUGUAUCUCCGAAAUGCAACAGUGCCGUUAGAAAUUUUGUGUUCGACCUCAUGCAGAAAGAAAUGUAUGCCGUCAGAAUGGUAGACGCAUUCGGGAAAACUCCUUCCGGAUUAAUGUUGGGGCAUCUACUUAUUUUUGGACACUUUGACCAGUGUCUGGGAGUGAGAAGAUUUAACGCGACGACCGGACAGGAUGAGCAGGCUGCCAACUAUUGUUUGGUCCGUCUGCACGAGCCAUCCAUCGCUGCUCGAUUGCCAGCGCUUCCUGCUUAUGGUGCUUGUCUUCCACUCGAAUGUGCCAAUCCAUCUGACGCCGAAGGUUUCGUCACCGGGCUCUUCAAGCCUCUGCGAGCGGCUGCUAACCUGAAUGCUGUCCAGGGUAUCUGUGUCACGCCGUUGGCGAAAACCCCGGGAUUCUACGUCAUGAUCUCAAUUUGCGUCCUGAUUUUGAUCGUGGUAAUUGCCGCUGGCGUGGUCCAUUGUGCAUUUCGCCGAAGAUACGACACAGGAAAGGGCUUGAACGGCACGGAGAUACCAUUACAACAGCCGUCUGUAGAGAUCUACACCCAGAAAACAGCAACAAAUGGAACCACUGUCGUGCAGCACACUGAAAUCACUAAGAAGCCGAAGUUCGGUUACGCUAACAUCCCUACUUUCCUUCGCCCGCUUUUAUGUUUCCACAUUCCGACGAACCUUUCCUCAAUUGGAGCAAUGGCCGGUGAGGGUGAAAUUGCCUUCCUACAUGGGUUUCGAGUGUUGAGCAUGUGGUGGAUCAUUCUUGGUCAUACUUACUAUCUGGGAAUGAAUUUCGUCGCAAACCGGCUAAUGCUUUACUUCAAGGCCCGAACUCUAACCUUCCAGCUGAUUCUCAAUGCUGGAUAUGCUGUGGAUAGCUUUUUCCUCCUGAGCGGAUUGUUGAUAACGUAUGUGUUGGUGCGGGAGCUGACGAAAAACAAUGGGAAAUUGAACUGGAUUGUGGUCUAUUUUCAUCGUUGGUGGCGGCUGACUCCUGUUUACGUUUUCGUCAUGAUGUUCUACGUGUAUGUGAUGCCGCACGGAAUUGAAAGCCCAUGGAAGCUGCUGAUUGCUCAACAAGGCGCGCCGACUGAAUACUGCAAGAGCUACUGGUGGUCAAAUAUUUUAUAUAUCAACAACUUCUUCCCAGUGUACAGAAAAGGACAGUGCAUGAAUUGGACGUGGUUCCUUGCCCUGGACAUGCAGUUCUUCAUCAUAACUCCGAUUAUUGUGUUCAUUAUGUACAAGUCUUACCGUGCGGGAGCAGCAAUUGUCGGUGUUAUCGUGGUGGCUUGUGUGGCGACAACGAUGGCCAUUAUUGGUUCAUAUAAUCUUCCAAUCCACAUGUUCCAAGAGCCUGUGACGUAUAAUGUCACGAUUCAGAAUGCUCAGAUUAACGGAUCAUGGGUUUCUGGCCAUCUUGAUGGUGCUUUCUAUGAAGGGCCGGCUCCGUGGUAUAUUGAAUCGCAAUAUCCGGCUGUUUACAACAAUCAAACCCAUAAUAACGAUACAAUUUUGGCCGUGCGAAAUUACGAAAAAGAUGUGGAUUACAUUUAUGAAAAGCCGUACACGCGCAUCACCCCUUUCGUCAUCGGCAUCCUCCUGGGCUUUAUGUUCGCUCGCCGGCCGACGUACAAGUUCUCUAAGGGCGGAAAACUGAUUGCGGGUGCAGGAUGGUUGGUGAGCACGGUUGUUGCGCUGCUGCUGUUGUUCGGUUUCCACUUGGCCGACCGCUUCAACAUGAUGCCUCCCAUUCAAACCAUGAGUCUGAGCGCACGAAUCAUCUAUGGAGGUCUGCAGCGGCUGGGUUGGAGCGCGGUAUGCGCCUGGAUUCUCUUCGCCUGCAAUUAUGGUUAUGGCGGUUACGUGACCAAGAUCCUGUCUCUGCGAUUCUGGCGACCGUUCAGCAAUUUAACCUACGGGGCGUAUUUGGUGCACAUGCUGACCCUACAGCUGUAUUUUGCCAGCCAGCGUUCUAUGAUCUUCUUCUCCACAAUCAACUUCAUCACAGUCUUUCUGUCUCAAAUCUUCUUGGCGUAUGGUGCUGCCUUGUUCUUUGCCGUGCUGAUUGAAGUGCCGCUUCUUCGCCUGGAACGACUGAUUCUUAAGAAGACUUUGUAAUAGUUAUUGCUCAUUGAAUUUGGCGGCAUUUCAAGACAUUUGCUUAUAUUUUUGCCGAUCCCUUGAUUAUUGUUAAUCCAUGACCUGAAAGGCGCCACAUACUCCGUUCGACCCUGUCCAAAAUCCGACACCCUGCUCAUUAUUUUUGUUCUUUUAAGUCGUUUUUGUUUUUUUUCUAAAUGUUUUACGCGUGUUUUAGUGUAUUUUUAAUGCCAGUUGGAAUUUGUCUGGAUGUUGAGUAGAUCAUGAACUCUUUUGGACCAAAGUGCCUUUCAUUAGCAGUUACAUGUUGCAGUGCUUCCUAUGUGUUCCCUUUCGUUGACCUUAUUUCUCUGCCACUGCUUUUCGGUAUCUCGGUAUCAUCAAUCGGUGCUUUAGUUUCUUGUAGCGUUUUGCUGGUUUUAUUUAAUUAUAGGUUAGCAAAGUUGAUGGUUUUUUGGCGAUGACGAGUUUUCCGUCCCUUAUUUUUUGUUAUAAACUUGGGGGGUUAUGAAUAAACAGACAUACAAAUGAUAA
This is a messenger RNA of Paramacrobiotus metropolitanus, 3022 nucleotides long. RefSeq names its product nose resistant to fluoxetine protein 6-like. The record is from RefSeq and is a predicted model, not a curated record. Lineage: Eukaryota; Metazoa; Tardigrada; Eutardigrada; Parachela; Macrobiotidae. The transcript is spliced from 16 exons. Gene Ontology annotation, molecular function: acyltransferase activity, transferring groups other than amino-acyl groups. The coding region runs from base 197 to 2506 and encodes 769 amino acids.